AUGAGGGUUAUGCCUGAAGCGAUAAUCAACAUAGAUACACCUAAUUACACGGGGGAAGUACGUGCCGAAUGCGUAGACGAACCGCUGUAUGACCUCAUACUGGGUAACAUCCCAGGGGCUAGAAAACUGGACUGCCCGGAUCCAGGGUGGGGCCUCAAGGCGCCGGUUAUAGAGCUGCUAGAAGUCACAGCUCUUCAAUUAACGGGGCAGCAAAAGUCGGAUGAGAGUCUGCAGAGGUGUUUUAAAAGUCUGAAUAAACGAGUGCGGAAAUGGAGAUGUGACGUAGCAACGGAAUACGUCGUGAAGGAUGAUUUGUUGCUCCGUCGAGUCGAAUUCAGCGACGGGGACGUGAGACACCAACUCAUUGUACCAACGGUAUUUAGAAAGACUGUAAUGGAAUUGGCUCAGGAUGGAAUAAUGUCGGGCCAUCAGGGGGUAAAGAGCACGGUCGCUAGGGUAGCGGAAGAAUUGUUUUGGCCUGGUAUGCAAGGUGACGUGAAACGUUACAUACGGUAUUGUGAUGUGUGCCAACGCACUAUACCAAAAGGCCCCGUGAAAAAAGCUCCAAUGAUGAGUAUGCCCAUAAUUGAAGAACCCUUCCACCGGGUAGCGAUAUAUAUCAUUGGACCAAUAACCCCGAAGUCCAGCAAAGGAAACCAAUAUAUCUUGACAAUGGUUGAUGUAGCCACGAGGUACCCGGACGCUGUGGCAUUGAAAACCAUUGAUACACCGCAGGUGGCAGAAGCUCUAGUCGAGAUGUUCUCCCGGUACGGAGUACCUAAGGAGAUUCUGAGUGAUCGAGGUGGUGACUUCUGUCCUCGGGUCUGGGACGGCAUCCUAUGCUGGGAGAGUGCACCGGCCAACACGACCGCACGCGCGCCAUGUCCGGAAUACCUCGACGGUUUCGACACCACCCGGACUGCGAGCAAGCUGUGCACGGAGAAUGGCACCUGGUACCUCAACCCGCUGCAUGGCCAGACGUGGACUAACUACUCGCAGUGCUUCCUGGCAAAGACAUCGGACAGCCUCUCCAUGUUCGAGCCUCACCUCCCGACCAUCAAGCUUAUUUCGAAGAUUGGCUACACAGUGUCCUUCAUCAGUCUCAUCGUUGCCUUCAUCAUCCUGGCUUCUGUCAAGAAACUGCGGUGCCCUCGGAAUAGCCUGCACAUGCACCUGUUCCUGUCUUUCAUCUUGCGCGCCCUUGCAGUCUUGGUCAAGGACGCCAUCUUUGUGGACGGCAUUGGUCUCAGCCCCAACAUGGACUUCAGCCAGGACAACGCGGACUGCAAGGUGUUCACGAGUUUCUGGCACUACGUGCUGAUGGCCAACUACUGCUGGAUCCUCAUGGAGGGACUGUACCUGCACAACCUCGUCUUCCUCGCCUUCUUCACGGACAGUUCGGGGAUUAUAAGAUACGUCGCUCUUGGUUGGGGGCUUCCGAUACUGUUCCUUGUUCCUUGGGUAGCGGUAAGAGCAACGCUUGAAGACACGUAUUGCUGGACAACAAACGACACGAAAUCUUACUUCUGGAUUAUCCGAGGACCUAUCACGGCGUCGAUAGUGGUGAACUUCUUCCUAUUUAUCAACAUCACAAGGGUACUCUUUGUAAAGCUGUUCACCACCCAAACCCACCAAGCGAGGAAGUACAGAUACAGGAAGUGGUUCAAGUCGACGCUUGUGCUGGUCCCUUUGUUCGGCGCCCACUACGCCUUUCUCCUUGGAAUGUCCUUGGCGGCAGCGGGCGACCUGCUUGAGCUGGUGUGGCUCUACAUCGAUCAGCUGUUCUCUUCAUUCCAGGGAUUUCUGGUGGCGACGCUCUACUGCUUCCUGAACGCCGAAGUGAGCUGA
Ixodes scapularis (black-legged tick) is the source of this 1848-nucleotide messenger RNA. RefSeq names its product parathyroid hormone/parathyroid hormone-related peptide receptor. NCBI's taxonomy places the organism in Eukaryota, Metazoa, Arthropoda, Arachnida, Ixodida, Ixodidae. Gene Ontology annotation, molecular function: peptide hormone binding; G protein-coupled peptide receptor activity. Gene Ontology annotation, cellular component: plasma membrane. Bases 1 to 1848 code for a protein of 615 amino acids. Gene Ontology annotation, biological process: DNA integration; adenylate cyclase-modulating G protein-coupled receptor signaling pathway; cell surface receptor signaling pathway. The record is from RefSeq and is a predicted model, not a curated record. The transcript has 12 exons.